AUGCUGACGUUCCAGUCAAAAAAGCAUCGACUGCUCUCAUCGUAUUACGACGACGCGCGGGUUCUGACCGAGCAGACGCCCGGGUUUGCUCAGGAUAAGCUCAGUGAACACACAGACACGUUGGAACGGGUGCAGAGCGAGUUUGACAAUGUCAAGAAGGCCACGCGUGACACGACGAGCAAGUUUUAUCAGGACAACGUAACGCCGACGUUAAACCCGAUCUUGGAUCCAAUUUGGCCGAUGUGCACAAGGUCGCGAGCCCGCAAAUGGAAAAGUUCGUGCCGCUUCUGCAGAAAGUAG
Peronospora matthiolae is the source of this 300-nucleotide messenger RNA. Lineage: Eukaryota; Oomycota; Peronosporomycetes; Peronosporales; Peronosporaceae. The record is from the annotation of a GenBank genome assembly.